AAAUCAAUGAGUCAUUAUCUCAAGUAAAUAAAAGAUUUCUUAUUUGCUCCAAUAAAGUCGAGGAAUUUUUCAGGAAAAAGAGCACAAAUCGAGCGAGAAAUUCGGGACGCAGAUCUAGGGCAUUUUGGGACAUUUUAGGGACAUUUCAGGAACAUUUUAGGAGCACUCUAGGACGCAGGGUAAUUAUUUUUUUUGUUUUUUGUUUUUUGUUUGUCCAAUUUGGAGAAGAAAAAACUUAUUUUCAAGGAGGAUUAAUGAAUAUCAAUAAGAAUUAUAAUCAGAUAACAAUGCACUCCAGGAAGCUUAUUCUCCAAUCAAUCAAAACCUCUUCUGCUAGGCCCAUAUUAUCCGUGAGUGCGCAGAAUGUUCUAGGCAAAUCAAUAGUCAACAGUCCCAGAUGCUCUCAGUACUCCAUUACGAAAUUUUCCACUUUAGGUGCUGUGAGAAAUAGCAGUAGUAUAAACAAAAAACCAAACCAGUCUCACAACUUAGUCCACCAAAUCGAUAUUGAAAAUAUUGAGGAACCGUUUAAAGUUGACCGAUUCAAGUUUUCGAACAAGGACAACGCCAGAAUAGCCAAUUUACUCAUCAGGAUAAAUUCUAAUGAGAAAAUAAAAACCAAAUAUGAUAGCAUAAUCCAGAUAUUGAACGAGAAGAAAAUGAAUCCCAGAGAUGAGAAUUUCAAAUUGAUCAAGCCAUUGGGAUUCUUUAAAACAGUGCAGUUUAUGAUGGAUAAAGAGAUCAAAGCAGCCUUGCAGGAACUAAAAUCCGAAAUGGACAAAGAAAACUUCAAGCUUGAUCAAGACGAGGCUCUCAGCUUGAUGGCACUUUUUACAGGAAAAAAGCUCAAAUAGUUGACCAACACCUUAGCUAUAACGAUGAAGAAAGGCCAUUUUGUAAAUACAGAAAAUACAGUAAAUACGUUUCCAAUAUAUGGCAACUAAUUAGCUUGAAAAACC
Ascoidea rubescens DSM 1968 is the source of this 959-nucleotide messenger RNA. RefSeq names its product Dpc13p (gene DPC13). The record is from RefSeq and is a predicted model, not a curated record. The coding region runs from base 288 to 854 and encodes 188 amino acids. The transcript has a single exon. NCBI's taxonomy places the organism in Eukaryota, Fungi, Ascomycota, Saccharomycetes, Ascoideales, Ascoideaceae.